AUGCGCUAUGUGUGCUGUGAAACUCAGUCAGAUCUGAGGGAGUGGUUUGCUACCUUUCUCAGUAUACAGUAUGACGGCGACAUGUGGCCUGAGGAUGGAGAGAGACAGACCCGGAUGAGCCGUGCUCUGCCGGACAUGCACCAUGUCAAGACCCGCUUGGUAUUUUUAGAGAUGUACUAUAGUGGAGUAACCUUUUUAAGGAGGAAGCGGCCGGCUCUACAGGACCCUCGUAAGAAACCUGGAGACCCAUUCAAACGCCCGGACCCAGAACUAAAAACACCUCCUUAG
Molecule: messenger RNA, 288 nt
Organism: Knipowitschia caucasica
Lineage: Eukaryota; Metazoa; Chordata; Actinopteri; Gobiiformes; Gobiidae
Source: the annotation of a GenBank genome assembly